This is a messenger RNA of Elaeis guineensis (African oil palm), 895 nucleotides long. RefSeq lists its product as uncharacterized. Gene Ontology annotation, molecular function: DNA binding; peptidyl-prolyl cis-trans isomerase activity. Gene Ontology annotation, biological process: rRNA processing. Lineage: Eukaryota; Viridiplantae; Streptophyta; Magnoliopsida; Arecales; Arecaceae. The record is from RefSeq and is a predicted model, not a curated record.
CCGACGAUAAGUAGGAAAAGAUUUUUUUUUUUUUAAUAAAGGUCGUCGGGAAAGAUUCACCCAGCGAUCCUCUUCUCCUCUCCGAAGUCUCCAUCGACGGCGGCUGUGAGCUGUUUCGAUCACUUCCAAGGGUUGGGUGGUGAUGGGGAAGGAUUCGAAACCGAAGGAAUCAAGCAAAGGAAAGGGAAAGCAGGCUGCUUCUGGGGGAGAAGAUAAUGCUUCCAAGGGUAAAGGGAAGGGUGGCAAGUCAGGAGAUGGACUUGGUACCUGCACUUAUGUCAAAGCAAGGCAUAUCUUAUGUGAAAAGCAAGGCAAGAUCAAUGAAGCAUACAAGAAGCUGCAGGAUGGUUGGCUAAACAAUGGAGACAAGGUCCCCCCUGCUGAAUUUGCAAAAGUGGCGGUUGAGUACUCCGAAUGCCCAUCAGGAAAGAAAGGUGGAGAUCUCGGGUGGUUUCCUAGGGGGAAAAUGGCUGGUCCUUUUCAAGAAGUCGCAUUUAACACACCUGUUGGAGCUACCAGUGCACCAUUCAAAUCAACGCAUGGAUACCAUAUCAUCCUGUGCGAGGGAAGGAAAAAUUAAUCAUUAUCUUCAGUCAUGAUCCUCCAAAGUUCUGUUCAGAAAUCACUGUAGCAUUUGCGAAUGGAAAGCAUGUGUUAUUCUCAAAGUGUCGGUGGAAAGAUAAGACAAUGCUUUAAAUAUUAAUGGUGUGUGGCUUUUUGGAGAGAAUUUCUUGUUAAAUUAUCAGAAAUGUGCUUUCCAAUAAACACCAUGUUUGGUUGGUAGCUGAGUAAAACUUGAAAUGUGGGUAAUGAAGAGACACCAUAACAAAUAUUGUGAUGUUUAGUCAGAGAUUUAUAUUUGAAUAAAUGCAUAAUGAUUGUGGUCAUGUUCGAA